Molecule: messenger RNA, 1752 nt
Organism: Vombatus ursinus (common wombat)
Lineage: Eukaryota; Metazoa; Chordata; Mammalia; Diprotodontia; Vombatidae
Gene: IDO1
Product: indoleamine 2,3-dioxygenase 1
Exons: 10
Coding region: 67-1266 (399 amino acids)
Biological process (GO): 'de novo' NAD+ biosynthetic process from L-tryptophan
Cellular component (GO): cytoplasm
Molecular function (GO): heme binding; indoleamine 2,3-dioxygenase activity; metal ion binding
Source: RefSeq, a predicted model, not a curated record
CUAUCCAGUCGUCCUUCUACCCAGGAGAUCACUGCAGGCAAGACUAGAGACAUAGCUCAAGAAGAGAUGGCUCUCCUGGAGAACCCAUUGGGCCACCCAGAGAAAUUUCACAUUUCAAAAGAUUUGGGCUUUAUUCUGGAAGACCCAUUGGAGGAGCUGCCUGAUUGCUAUCAGGUCUGGGUGAGACUUGCAAAAAAUCUGCCCUCUCUGAUUCAGAAUGGCCAAUUUCGGGAAGAAGUUAAACAGCUGCCAGAACUUAAUAUUAGUCAGCUCCAAGGACACAAGGAACAGCGCCUCGCACAUCUGGCACUGGCGGUUAUCACCAUGGGCUAUGUAUGGCAAGACAGCGAAGUCAUGCAGGUGCUGCCCAGGAAAAUUGCUGUCCCUUUCUGUGAAAUCUCAAAACAACUUGGCUUGCCUCCAAUAAUGGUGUAUGCAGAUUGUGUUUUGGCAAACUGGAAGAAAAAGGAUCCCUCAGGGCCUAUGACUUAUGAGAACAUGGACACUCUAUUUGCAUUUCCUGGCGGGGAUUGCAGCAAAGGAUUCUUCCUAGUUUCUUUACUGGUUGAAAAAGCAGCUGCUUCAGCAAUUGGGGUAAUUCCAGAUAUAUUUGAAGCAAUCAAAAGUAAGAAUGUGGAGUCCCUGAAAGAAAGUCUCCGUACUGUGGCCUCUUCUGUUCAUAAGGCAAUUGAAGUGUUCGACCUUGUUCAUAAACAUGUGAAUCCCAAUGUCUUUUUCGAUACUCUUCGCAUCUACUUGUCUGGCUGGAAGAAUAACCCACUGUUGCCAAAUGGCCUGAUAUAUGAAGGGGUGUGGGAGACACCCAAGAUGUUCUGUGGGGGAAGUGCUGCCCAAAGCAGUAUCAUGCAGUGUUUUGAUGCCCUGCUGGGGAUCCAACACAGCAGUGCAGAGGAGAAAACCAGUGCUAAAUUCCUCGAGGAAAUGAGGAACUACAUGCCAUCAUCUCACAAGGACUUUCUCGAGGCAGUUACUUCUAGCCCAUCUGUUAGAGAUUUCAUCAUCUCCAGUGAUGAUAUUAAGCUGAAGAAGGACUAUAAUGAAUGUGUAAAAGCUCUAGUUCAUCUCAGGAGCUAUCACCUUCAAGUGGUGGCCAAGUACAUCAUAAAUCAAUCAAAUAAACAGGACAAUGCGAAAGAGAAGAAAUCAUCAGAUAAUCAAGAGAAAGGGACAGGUGGCACGAACUUAAUGACUUUCCUUAAGACUGUAAGAAACACAACUGAGAAAGCUCUAUUGAAAGAGAGCUAAUGGAACACAGCACUAUUAUUACUCAUUCAACAUGCAGUUAUUAAGUUCAUUUUAUGUGUCAUAUACUAGGCUAAGUAUAUUGCUGCAAAGAAUCAAACAAUCUCUGCUGUCAAUAAUAUUACAUUCUACUUAAUUAUGCAGUUGAUAGUCUUCUGUUAACCAAUCCAUCAAUUGAUCAAUGAGUAAGUAUUAAGUAAGAACUUCAUUAUGUAUGAGAUGAUAAGUUUGGGAUAUACAAAAAAUUUUUGAAAAAAAAAGCUGUCCUUGUCCUCAGGGAACUCACAUUACAUAUAAGGUUACAUGGAGAAGUCUUCCUCUGUGAGUUACAAGGAAUUCUUAUAAGAUGUCUUCAUUGAAUGUUAAUAAAGAUGUUGAACAAGAAAAAAAUGCUUUGUUUUGAAUGACAUCAAUGCUAUGUUGCCAAUGUGGCUACAUCAUAAUGUAAUUGUGUAAAAUGAAUAAAUAAAAGCUAUUUUAAUAGUGGAA